UUUGCCAUAUACUAUUAUUAAAUUAUUAAUUAUUAAUUUAUUAUGCUCUCUCAACUUCUAUACUAGCUCUUAUACCUAGUCCCACUCAUAAGACCUUUUGUCCUUUACCCCUCUUUUCCUUCGUUUCCGAGCAACACGUUCAACUUAGACAACCGUGGCAACCACAGUAUCUGUCAACUUUAUAAUUAUGGACUGGUUCUAAAGCUUCCAGAUAAUCAUCUUCAAAUAAAAUAAAAAUGGCGCUAGAGCGCCCUUCAUCAGAGAUCCCCGACUAUCUCAAACAGCUUUAUGCUGCCUAUCGCCAUACCAGUGACAUAAGCUCGAAAGGCAACUUCUUUUCUUCUACCUGCCUCCAAAUAUGCCGGCCACAGCCAUCAUUUGCAGCUCGCGAUAGAGAGACUAUUGUGCGGUAUCUCCACGAAGCGUCAGGCAAGGGUGCUGACACCCCAGCAUCGACAACUGAAGCAACAAACAAGCAGUCGAAAAAGAGCUAUUACACGAUCCGGCCCAUACGAGAAGAUGAGUUCGAGUUUGGCACUGAUGAUCAGGUCAAGCCCGCUGGAUUUGUGACAGCAGAAGAUCUCAAGCAAAAGGCAAGAAUUGAGGGAUGGGUAGGCAUGAGAGUCGACUUAUGGGAUGAAGAGGGGAAAGAUGGAAGUGAGGGGCGCCUGAUCAAAGUUCAGUACUGGUGGAGGAAAGAGGAACAAGGAUGGAUACAGAUUUGCCAUGAUAUUAUGUACAUAGGGCCGAGAGAUGGGACCGAAGGCAGCCAGGGCGAGCUGCUUGAGUGAUGCUAUUUCACAAUUACUCGGCCUCUUUUGUCAUUUAUGCUUUUGAUAUGUUACUAUAUCUUUGAUCAGCUCAUGUCAGAAGUAAAUGAUAGUCUAGUAGUCAUAUCAACAAACUUUUUUCUUUCUUUUAGUUGCUAUUGUACUGUAUCAGUCUAGAACCGGCAGCAAUCCCUUGUCUUGGGCAUCCUUUACAGCCUGGUUAUAAAUUUCCAACUUUUCCUCGUACUCCCUGAUCAAAUCGUCUUGUGAUUCUUCUCUCUUUCCGGGGGAGGCGUCGCCGCCUCCAAAUGCUCUCACCGCAGCAUAAUAAACAUCUGCAAGUGCUUUGCAAACUGACGUUACACUUGAUGAUUGGCAUUGGUAGUAGAGGC
Molecule: messenger RNA, 1162 nt
Organism: Trichoderma atroviride IMI 206040
Lineage: Eukaryota; Fungi; Ascomycota; Sordariomycetes; Hypocreales; Hypocreaceae
Source: RefSeq, a predicted model, not a curated record